AUGUCGGCUCUCUCCAGACGGCUACCACUUCGCCGGGCGAGUGGUUAUGGCUCGGUGAGAUGCGUACAAACCGCAGCUCAACCAAAUUUGUCUUAUCCGCUUUAUCCCUCCGUUGCGCAAUUGAUGAAGCAAAACAAUAUCCCAGCCAACGACGUAUCUAAGAUCAUUGCCACGGGACCGAAUGGCCGAAUACUGAAGGGAGACGUGCUCUCCUACCUUGGCUCAAUCGCAGCCAACUACCCUGCCGACCUGGCCUCGCAGCUUGCAAAGAACUCACGCCUAGAUCUGAGCAACAUCAAGAUAGCGGCGCCUCAGACAUCCUCUCCUGCUGUUCCGGCACCUCAGGAACAGUCCCAGGCGAAAGAGGAGGCUAAAUCGGUGCUGAACGAAGAAGAAGCGGAGUCUGUCUUUGAAACCAAGGUCGCUGUUCCAGUGUCCUUCUCCAAACUCAUCUCUGUUCGACGACGGAUCCAGUCCUCUGUCGGCGUUGAAAUCCCACUUGCCACUUUCGUUUCUCGCGCAGCUGAUAUUGCGAAUGAGAACCUACCGGUGCAGCCGAGCUCGAAGCAGCGAUCAUCGGCUCUCUUUGACGAGAUCCUAGGCCAGAGGCCCUCUGCGUCCGCACAGAUGACGUUUUCCCGUGGGGACUAUAUUCCAGAGAUUGUCUCUCCGGCUGAGUUCUACGGCUCGGAGGUCCAGCAGAGCCCGCGCCAGUCUGCGGAUGAUAUAAUCGACGUCUUGACAGGUCGAUCGUCACCUAAAAAGAGGACGGUGAGCAGGACGGAGGAGGCGGAUGAGGAUAAGGAAACGAGCAUAUUCAGCUUGACGAUUCCGGAGCAGGAGGAAGCUCGUGCUAUGGCGUUCUUGGAGAAGAUGCAAGUCCUCCUGGAGGAGGAGCCGGCUCAACUACUGGCUCUUUAG
This is a messenger RNA of Microsporum canis CBS 113480, 921 nucleotides long. RefSeq names its product pyruvate dehydrogenase complex protein X. The coding region runs from base 1 to 921 and encodes 306 amino acids. NCBI's taxonomy places the organism in Eukaryota, Fungi, Ascomycota, Eurotiomycetes, Onygenales, Arthrodermataceae. The record is from RefSeq and is a predicted model, not a curated record. Gene Ontology annotation, molecular function: acyltransferase activity. The transcript has 2 exons.